Messenger RNA from Emericellopsis cladophorae, 273 nucleotides. Its product is annotated as fusarubin cluster-esterase. The transcript has 2 exons. NCBI's taxonomy places the organism in Eukaryota, Fungi, Ascomycota, Sordariomycetes, Hypocreales, Bionectriaceae. The record is from RefSeq and is a predicted model, not a curated record. The coding region runs from base 1 to 273 and encodes 90 amino acids.
AUGUAUGUUGAGAAGCUCGUCCCGGCUGUUGAUGGCAUCGCUAUGGAACGGACGCCCAGUGCACUUAUCCAUGGCCCCUCCACGUAUGUAGCCGAGAUUAUUGAGCAGCGCUUCACGGCCACCAUUAACGCCACUCUCUGUGCCCAGGCCCAGAAUCGCACACAGUGGCCUGGCGGUGAGAAGAGCAGCGACCCAGUCUUCGACGCCUUCUAUGGCUCCAACGUACAGUUCAUGGAGAAGAACACCGCCCAGAUCCAGGCUGUCAUUGAAUAA